Molecule: messenger RNA, 555 nt
Organism: Condylura cristata (star-nosed mole)
Lineage: Eukaryota; Metazoa; Chordata; Mammalia; Eulipotyphla; Talpidae
Gene: IFI27L1
Product: interferon, alpha-inducible protein 27-like 1
Exons: 5
Coding region: 147-431 (94 amino acids)
Biological process (GO): apoptotic signaling pathway
Cellular component (GO): membrane; mitochondrion
Source: RefSeq, a predicted model, not a curated record
UGCCGCUCUCCCACAGUUACUUAAGGGGUAGCUGGAACAGCAGCAUCAGACCACAUCAAGGCUGCCGGGUCCCUUCCACGCGUUCAGAUUCUGCUUCUCCAGGUUGGAACAGCCUUCCCGGCCACCCUACAACCACUCGAAGAGCGAUGGCAGAACUCUUUGGAUAUGUGAUUGGAGGAGUUGUGGCCGUGGCGGCUGCACCCGUGGUGCUGAGCGCCGUGGGCUUCACCGGGGCAGGAAUCGCCGCGUCCUCCGUGGCAGCCAAGAUGAUGUCAGUCGCGGCUAUCGCCAACGGGGGCGGAGUGGCGGCCGGCAGCCUGGUGGCCACUCUGCAGUCCGCAGGCGCUGCGGGGAUCUCGGCCUCAUCCAAUGCCUUGCUGGGCACUGCUGGCUCAGUUGUGGGGGGCUGGCUGUUCGGUUCUGAUGAUUGACCACUUCCUCCAGGCUGUGGAGCCCACGUGCACCACCCUGGCUUCCUGGCGUCUCACCACAGCUGUCUUACACAGCCAGAGUUGCUCCGAGAAGCAUGAGAAAUAAAGACCAGAAGCUGCCGCC